AUGGUCAAAACAACAGGAAGUACCGUGAAUAUCAUGAAAACACUUCUGAUCACUACAACUGCUAUACCUACAAUAACCACACCUACUUUCACUAAAAUUUUCAUACCUAUUACUAAGACCGUUACUGUACAGUCCUGUACCGUAACCGGUAUAGUUAUUGCAACAGCUGCUAGACCUACUACCGUAACUGUCACACCUAAUGCCGCAAUUGUCACAUGCAGUGCUAUAAUAGCUGAACCAUCCACUACAGCUGCAAUAUUUCCAACUACCAUACCUAAUUCUACUACAUCUGCUACUGUAGUCAUGGCUGUUGAUGUACUUACUACUACAGCAGCUGCUACCUUCAUUACCAGAACCACUGCAGCAGCUAUACUUACCACAGCGAUUGCUACAAUUGCUGCCAGAACUACCGCAGAUUCUAUGCUUAUUUGUUGUGAAGUACCUAUCGUUGAUACAGUUGCUAUACCUACCACCGUAGCCGCCAAACCUACUACCGUAGCUGCUGUACCUACCAGCGUAGCUAGCAAACCUAUUCCUACAACUACUGCCAAACCAACUCUCGCAGCUACAGUACCUACCACCGUAGCCGCCAAACCUACCACCGUAUCUGCUGUACCUACCAGCGUAGCUAGCAAACCUAUUCCUACAACUACUGCCAAACCAAUUCCCGCAGCUACCGCCAAACCAACUCUCGCAGCUACAGUACCUACCACCGUAGCUGCCAAACCUACUACCGCAGCUGCUGUACCUACCAGCGUAGCUAGUAAACCUAUUCCUGCAACUACUGCCAAGCCAAUUCCUGCAGCUACCGCCAAACCAACUCUCGCAGCUACAGUACCCACCACCGUAGCUGCUAAACCUACUUCCGCAGCUGCUGUACCUACCACCGUAACCGCUAAACCUGCCAAAUCUGCUACUACAGCUGCUAUACCUAUUACUGCUUCUACUUUACCCUUUGCCAAAACCUCAGCUCUCACUGUCAAAGCUGUUACCGUCGCUGUUACGGUUACUCGUCCUGCGGUACCACAAACAACGAGUUAG
Brugia pahangi is the source of this 1041-nucleotide messenger RNA. Lineage: Eukaryota; Metazoa; Nematoda; Chromadorea; Rhabditida; Onchocercidae. The record is from the annotation of a GenBank genome assembly.